Microthlaspi erraticum is the source of this 897-nucleotide messenger RNA. The record is from the annotation of a GenBank genome assembly. Lineage: Eukaryota; Viridiplantae; Streptophyta; Magnoliopsida; Brassicales; Brassicaceae.
AUGAAAGACGGAGAGUAUGGAAACUGGGCGGAGCUUCCGCCGGAGUUGACGUCGUCGAUACUGCACCGGCUUGGCGCGAUUGAGAUACUGGAAAACGCUCAGAUAGUGUGUACAUCGUGGCGUCGCGUUUGCAAAGACCCUUCCAUGCGUGAUCUCGAAGACUUGACAAGAUUAAGGAGUUGCGAUCUCAAGGUCAUGUGCCUUCACGCAGUUGAUCGCAGCCAGGGAGGUUUGCUUGAGAUCGACAUUGGGCACUCCUGUACUGAUUCUCUCCUCACUUACAUCUCUCAGAGUUCAAGUUAUCUGAGAAGCCUUAAACUUGCAAUGUGCUUUUAUAUAACUGACAAGGGAAUUGUGGAAGCAGUUGCGAAACUUCCAUUGCUUGAGGAACUUGAGGUUUCAUUCUGCUCCAUGUCAGGAGAUUCUUUGAAAGUUGCAGGCCAAUCUUGUCCAAAUCUGAGGAGCCUGAAACUUGCAGUGUGGAGUCAAAUAACAGACAAGGGAUUUGUGGAAGCAGUUGUGAAACUUCCAUUGCUUGAGGAGCUCGAAUUUUCAUACGGCUCAUUGUCAAAAGAGUCUCUAAAAGUUGUAGGCCAAGCUUGUCCAAAUCUGAAGACGUUGAUACUAAAAAAAAUUAGUUACAGGGACUGUGGCAUCGGGUGUGAUGAUGAUGCUUUAGCAAUCGCUGAAACAAUGCACGGACUUCGUCACCUCCAGAUCUUUGGGAAUUAUCUAACCAACACGGGAUUAAACGCCAUUCUUGACAACUGUCCUAACUUGGAAUACCUUGAUUUACGCCGGUGUUUCAACCUUCACCUUGCUGGUGAUUUGGAGAAACGGUGUUCCCAGAGGAUCAAAUAUUUGAGACGACCCAAUGACUCGACUCAUGAUCCAUAG